CCCGAGUCCGACUCGGCUCCCUGUCUUCUACCUAUUUCCUCGUCUUCACUUCCCUUGCGGCUUUCCCCUGGCUCGUCAUAGGAGGCACCAUGGGCAUCAGCAGCGAGCGCAACAAUGGCUUCAGGCAGAACUGGAAAUGCGCGCUCGUGUGCGCGGGCAUGGCCUUCGCCAACUGCCAGUACGGCUUCGACGUGUCGGCCAUCGGGAGUUUCCAGACGAUGCCGGGGUUCCUGAUGACGUUCGGCUACGCGGACCCGGGCCUGAGAGGCGGCUGGGGCAUCGCGACGACGGACCAGCAGCUGAUCGCGUCGUUCCUCAACGUCGGCACGAUCGUCGGGGUGCUGUUCACAGCCCCCUUUGGGCGCUACUUCGGCCGCCGGCACGGGAUCUGGAUGGGCACGCUGGUCGCGUUUGCCGGGUGCGCGGCGCAGAUCGCGGCGGGCUCGAUCGCGAGCCUCUGCGUCGGCCGGGCGCUGAUGGGCGCCUCCAACGCCUUCUUCAUCACCUUCUCGAACGCGCACAUCGUCGAGUGCGCGCCACCCCAGCUGCGCGCCGUGUGCUCGGCCCUGUUCGCUCUGACCAUCAACUUCGGCACCAUCCUCGGGGCCGUCGUCGACGAGAGGACAUCUCACAUGCUGGACAAGCGCUCCUACCAGAUCCCGCUCGCGUGCCUGUUCAUAUUCCCCACCUUGCUUAGCCUCUUCGUCUUCUUUAUUCCCGAGUCGCCCCGCUGGCUGAUUCUUCAUGACCGUCGCGAGGAGGCCGAGCGGUCCCUGAAAUCUCUCCGCGACGACUCCCUCAAGCCAGAGUUUCUGCAGGAAGAGCUUGUCGAGAUCAUCCAGGGCGUUGAGGAAGAGAGGAAUAAUGCAUCUCGGUCGGGUUUGGUUGAUAUCUUCCGUGGAACCAACUUGCGUCGCACGCUGCUCUGCGUCAGUGUUGUACUGUCGCGUGCCUCGUCGGGCGUGUGGGUGUUUUUGUCCUACGGCGCAUACUUUUACCAGCGAGCCGGGGUAGACGACGUCUUUCGGAUCAACAUCUACUCGAUGGUGGUACAGCUUGUUGGUGUCGUCGUCGGCUUGUACUGCGCCUACAAGGUCUGGGGCCGUCGUACGAUGAUUCUGAUAGGGGUAGGAUCGGCAGUCAUCGCUAUGCUUGCCCCGGCCAUAGCAGCUACGAUCUCUCCCGAUUCUCAAGAGGCUGCCAAGGUGUUCCUCGGUUCCUCGUUCUUCUACAGUAUUGUAUACAGUGGCUUUGCAGGGACGAUGACCUGGCCCAUAUCCGCCGAGGUUGUGAACUCGCGCUUGAGGGUGCUCACGUUGUCCUUUGCUACGGGCGUUGAUUACGUUUUUGCUUGGUUAACAUCAUUCUGCUCACCGUACUUUAUCAACCCGACUGCGUUGAACUGGGGCGCGAAGUACUGCUGGAUCUGGGCGGCUUCUAAUGCCAUAACGUACGUUGUCUUCUGGCUAUACUUGCCCGACAUGAAAGGCAGGUCAUUAGAGGAGAUCGAUGAGCUCUUCGAGAAGCGGGUGUCUACUCGCGAUUUUCCCAAGUUCGAAUGCCAGUCAUCCGUCAGGGCUCACGACAUUGCCCUCCACAAGAUAGAGGAGGCCAAGAACACCACCCGACACGUCGAGGGCGGUCGUUAAAAUGCGUUGUGGCUUGAUCUCCAGGUCUGCGAGGUCCUUGAACUUGUGAAACUGUGCUAUGGUGGCUUCUAUGGCUCGCUGUUAGGCAAGGCAAAAAAAGAAAGACUAUACAAAGGACCGGUCUGGACAUAGGUCUAUAGUCGACAGACAG
Durotheca rogersii is the source of this 1800-nucleotide messenger RNA. RefSeq names its product general substrate transporter. Gene Ontology annotation, molecular function: carbohydrate:proton symporter activity. The record is from RefSeq and is a predicted model, not a curated record. The transcript has 5 exons. Gene Ontology annotation, biological process: transmembrane transport; carbohydrate transport. Gene Ontology annotation, cellular component: membrane. The coding region runs from base 90 to 1649 and encodes 519 amino acids. Lineage: Eukaryota; Fungi; Ascomycota; Sordariomycetes; Xylariales; Xylariaceae.